Molecule: messenger RNA, 4912 nt
Organism: Orbicella faveolata
Lineage: Eukaryota; Metazoa; Cnidaria; Anthozoa; Scleractinia; Merulinidae
Source: RefSeq, a predicted model, not a curated record
CAAAUCUAUUACCUGAAACAUUUUUUUAGGUUUUUAGGGAUCAAAUUUAUGGUUCUGUAAUGAAGCACAGAAUUUUUUUUCUACAUCACACCGUUUCUCUUUUUUGCUUUUACUGAAAUAGUGGAUCGGAAUUUACUGAGAAAAACGUAUUUUAAUAACAUUUCAAAAAAAAAAAAAAUUUACCACACACCGCAAACCGCAAAACACGUCCGCUGGUAAACCCCACUUGGCCCCGGGUCCCACUGAUGCGUUUUUUAUAAGUAUCCGUUUUCGUCUCAACCAAAACGAAGCAAAAUAUUUUCGCCCACACUAGCGUUUUCGUUUUGAUUUCACCUGUCCACACUAAUGCGUUUUCUUUCGAAAACUGUGCAGACUUUACGAUGCGUUUUGCCUAUCGUCCACACUAGAACGCAGGAAAACGCAGCGUUUUCAAAAGUCUUCGUUUUCGCCUGUCCACACUAGAAACAAUGCGUUUUCAAAGCAAUCCACUUUUGAAAGCAUUUUCGAAGGUCGUCAUUUUCAUCAAAGCUUCACGGAGCGUUUUAGUGUGGACGAUGGGCGAAACGCAUUGAAUACUAUGCGUUUUCAAGCGAAAACGCGUUAGUUUGGCCGGCCUGACCUCACUAGGCGUUUUUUUUCACUAGAAUAUCGCGCCAUGUUGUAUUCUCGUCUGGAAACCCAAAAGAAGAAGAGAGAGGAACGAAAAUAUAAUCCACCGAGAGCAAAACGGCAAAAGACACAUGAGGAACCCGAGGACCAAAUGCAAGUAGUAUCAGAGCGCACCAACUUUAAGCCGGUCAAGCGAGGAACGGUGGUGAAAAAAACAUCAAAUAGAAAAAACACACGGAAGUCAUCGUGUACACUGAAACCACAUCGUGCAAUUGUCAAAAGUGUAACAGUUCCACCAGAACUGCUGUCAAGAUUUCCCAGCGCACUCCAGGAAAUAAACCGAAGAAUAAUGGGACAGAACUUCAUGUGGUUAGGUUUACAAUUAGAGUAGGAAAGGCUCAGAGCCGCUAGAUGCCGUGACAAGAAAUCCACGAAAUGGAACUGGAUAACCAAUUCGAGAGAGUCUACAUUUAAAUUGGUAUAGUUUCGGGUUGGUAUCAGCUGGAGGCAUCUUCCUGAAUGCACCGUCUAGAGGAGGUGACAAAUGGAAACUCCAAAUUUUGCACAGUAAAGGAAUACCGCAACGCUAUUCAGCAGAAUCUGUGAACCGUGACCAUUUAUAAAUGGAAACGUCAUAAAAGACUUCAUAAAUUAUUAAGUUAUUUUCAUCUGAAACCGGAAAUCUAUAAGUAUAUUCCCGUGUGGUCGGGUUAGGUUCUUUCCCCGAUUUAAGUUAUUUCUAAUAUCAGAAAUCCAUAGCAUCCCUUUAGUGUUAAAGCAUGUUCCAUCAGAUUCGUAAAUAGUUUAUUUUUAAAUAGCCUUCAUCAGCGCAGGAAGAAUGGAUUGGAUUAUUUGCAGGUGAUUUUAAGACCGGCGAGGAAUAAACUAUGAAAGGUUUGAAAAUCAAAUUCGCUGCUCAAUAUACUCAGGAAGAGAAAAAGCAAUUGUAGAAAACAUGUCAGUGAAUUUUCGGUUGUCUCGCCAGUCGAACCGUAGCAGGAGCUGACCGUAGCGAUUAUUUUAGACUUUAAUGAUCCUCAGCGUUGCGUAAUGGUCAAGAGCGCUGCAUUUGUGAUCCGGAGGUCCCGAGUUCAACUUCUCCUCCCUGCCACUAGAUGAAUUUGUGUUUGGUGGUCCCAGAUUCAACUCCUCCGCAUUUUGUAACCGUAGCUAACUGGUCAGCCUCCCACCAGUUGAGAUUUUUAACAAGUUUCUGUUCAAUUUAAAAUAUUUGUGUGCUUGUUUCAGUUCACUAGUGCUAAACACUUCGACACUUAAUAAAAUGAUUUAUUAUUACUUUUUAUUUAUCAUUUUAUCUAGUACAGACUAGCAAUGACUAUUAUAACGUGUGUCUGGAAUGACAAUGAAUUCCUCCAGUACACGUUGCCACAAAACACGUAUGCCCACUCUAGCAAGCUUAAGAGCUCUGUCAUUCUCUGUCGUCACGGUUAUUUUAAACGCAGUGCUAGCAACAAACUUAGCUAAACCUGGCUUGAGACAUCGAAAUAGGUUUAAAUGUGGUGAAACUUACGACAGAAGGUGCCAGAGCUAAUAUAUUUAUACGUUUUCAAAUUAUAUAGGGAGACAAUCCAGCUUUUGCCACGUGUAUUUUCUUCAUGCUCAAUAAUCUCUUGCUCACACACUUACAAUAUUUGUUCUCUGCUUGUUUGUUGAUGUUAUUGUCUUGCAUACUGGGCUGUUGCUAUGCCGGACUGGUUGUAUUCUAACUAGCUCGGUCCGACUUCUGAGUCUGCAAGGCCGCCAACUGGUUUUUUUCGCCUGUUGUUUCAGGUUUUCGGGAAAUAACAGGUGCAAACUGUCUUCUUUUCCAUGAUACAUGCCUAUCUUCUCAAUGUCUGUUUGCUGACACGGAAUGGCGAACAGAGUUUAAAUACGUAAGACUAGUUGCUUUAUCGUUGUCACUGUUAAAUGCACAUCAUUAAUCGGAACUGAAGAGAAUUGUACCGUCCUUAAAAAACUGUUAACUUGUACAGUAUUAUACAAUAAAAGUAUUCAAUUGCCGUUCUAGUCAGUGUCGUAAGAGGAUUAUAAAAGAUACCGCUAAUAGGACCAGCUAAACGUUGUGAUAUUCAAUCCGUAAUCUGUUGUUAUUUUUGUGUUCCCGUGACUAAUUAAGUAUACCUUUCUCAAAAUGGAUCACAAACACAGCCUGUUUCCGUUUUAGUGUGUUUCAGCUUUAAUUUUGCUGAAUGCGGUGAAUAUUGCGACAACCGCGGCAGAAUUAAAUGCCUUGAAUGUUUACUGCAAGAGAAGACUCGAGAGAGUGUGAUGAACAUAGAUUUGUUUCGUCAUAAUGCCGAUCUUGACACGUCACGGUUGUCAUGUGGCUCUUGCUAUUUUUGAAACUGACGUCACACGUGGCUGGCCACAGCUAUAAAGGUGCAAACACUGUCACAGAGGAGUGUCAGCGUUGCCAAGCAAAGGAGGCUUAAAACGAACACUGCAGCUGAAGAAGACGAAAAAAAGCGGAGUCAUAAUGGUGCUUCGACAGUGUCUUGCCUGCAAUAUACUGAUUACAGAAUCAUCAAGAUCAUGCGUGUGUGGCCAUGUGCUCGAAGAUGCCAACCGAUACAUUGGUGGAAAACGUUUUUCAGAAUACCGUGCAAAGCUUUAUUCUCGUCUGGAAAAUAGAAGAGAGAAGAAAGAAUUACGGGAAAUCCGCGAGCGGGCGCGGCCGCUUCAAGAAAGGAAGAAUCAAAUUUCAGGAACAGAUUCACGAAAGCUGAGUUUCAAACCCGAGAAACAACGAUCAGCAGUGUCAAGAACGCCAAACAGAAGAAAAAGAAACAAAAAAAUGCCUCGCUUGCGGGCAGGUCUGUCAUCGACAUCAACAAAGCAGCAAGCAGGCAAAAGCACGGUUCCACCAGAACUGCUGUCUAGAUUUCCCAGCGCUCUGCAGGAAAUCAACCGAAGAAUAAUGGGACAGAACUUUCUAUGGUUAGCACUACAAUUGGAUUAACGUUUUUUUUGCAAUACCGGAAGAUAAACUCAUACAGCAAGCAUAUUAUCACGUGCAGCUGAGACCCGCUGCUAUCAGAACAGGAAGAGUAUUGCAAAGGCAAUGAAUGCCACACAUGCCUUCGGAACAGGAAGUCAUAACUGCAAUCGAAAGCCGAACUAAGAGUUUUAAAAUAGCUGAAAAAUGUCUCUCGACAUGUAUUUGAAUAUUCAGCCGUCAAAGCAAGUGUACGACUUAUAACUGUCUUUCAAUCAUCUGAGAUGAUAUUUUUAGAGAAACCUCUUUACUGGUGUUCUUCACACUCAGUGUUGUAAGCUACAAUCCCGGACAAAAAUAUUGGGACACCAAGCAAGUUGUUCCCCUCCCCCUACAUAGAAUGUAGAAAAUUGGUUUUCUUUUCCCUUUUAGUUAAAAAAAACGCGACAUUUUCCAACAUUGAUGAGGGGGAUAUGUGAUCCAGCUUAAAUGUUCGAACUACUUUUGUCUGGGAUCCUAGGCUUAAAGGUCCAUUGUCAACUGACCACCUUCAGCAUAGUCGGGAAAAUAUUCAGUUGAGGAAGAUGACUUUGGUCAUAGCUCGUGACAUUAGAGAGAUUUCGGGGACAUCAUAGUUAUGUUAAAUUGUCUGUUCAUAAUUUAUUUUAAAAUAGAAAAGUUACGAUAGUAAUAAUAUAUAACGCCGGCUAACAGGAGCCCAAGGUUUCUUUGAGCGAAAGUCAAGUGGAUGACCGGAGGUACAGCCGUGUUUGACCACUACUCUAAGAAAUCUCGGAUGAGGAGUCUAGUUUUUUUAGCAGACACUAAAAAGGAUUGCGGUCCAAAACCUACCAAGAUUUCAGGUGUGUUUAAACGAGGAAAGAAACGGGAUUAUUCAGUCGUCUUGAAGGGUGUCUUAUAUAACAAUUAGGCCACGCCGGAGUUUGAGGUUUUCAUCGCGAGCGAUAGCUUCAAUGUACAAAGUAUUACUAGAUUAAACGGUUCACAUCGAAAAUUCUUUAUUCCAUACAAAAUUCGCAUACAAAUUCAAAUUGUUGACUAACUACUGGCAAAAAACGUUUACAAACUUAAACGAGAUUUUCUUCUUAUUUUGCUUUCUGUCAACAAGAACAGAAAAAAAUUGAUGUAACCCAUUGAGCGAUGUAACUAUCUCUUCCGGGUAUUAGAUUCUUGAUUGUAAAGACCGCUGAUCAGGAUACUGCAGAGCGCAGUGUGCAAAAGAUUUGUUUCGGAGUGCUAAACCAACGUGUAAAUACAGUUGUAAAUCAUAUAAAUACAUAAAUAACUAAACUAACAACCAGGCAAUAAAUUUCGUUGUUUGGUCUA